GGGCGCAGAGUUCCUUUUGUCCGGCGGACCUAUAGUUCCGGCCUCGGCGCUCCGGCGGAAAGUUUUGAGGACGGACUGUGCGGUUGAUGGGGCACGGGGUGAGGGAGGGAGGCCGGAGUCUCUAGCUUGUCUUUGAUUGCUUGUUGGGGUUGCAGGAGAAGGGGUCGGCGGCGGAGGAUUACUCGGGGUCAAAGCCCGGCCUUCCCGCCGCCACGGCGGCCUCGGGCAGUCUCUGCGGCGCCAGUUCCGGGGUGCUGGCCUCCCCUCGCUUUGCCUCGCGGGAUCAUCGCUCCUCAUUAGCAUCACGAUUUCGGCCCCCUGCCCAGGCCCCCUUCGCCACCUCUUCCCAUUAGAGACUUCCAGAUCUCAAAAUUUUGGGGCUCACUUUAAGCAUUUCUCUGUCUCUAGCUGUCUUUUUGCAUUCUGAUUGGGAACACUGGGAUCACUUUCAUCAUGCCAACAGUGGUGGUAAUGGACGUAUCCCUUUCCAUGACCCGACCUGUGUCUGUCGAGGGGUCUGAGGAAUAUCAGCGCAAGCAUCUGGCAGCCCAUGGUUUGACAAUGCUAUUUGAGCACAUGGCCACGAAUUACAAGCUCGAGUUUACUGCUCUUGUGGUUUUUUCAUCACUCUGGGAGUUGAUGGUUCCCUUCACAAGAGAUUAUAACACCCUACAGGAGGCACUAAGUAAUAUGGAUGAUUAUGAUAAAACCUGCUUGGAAUCGGCAUUAGUUGGUGUUUGCAAUAUCGUGCAGCAAGAGUGGGGUGGUGCAAUUCCUUGUCAGGUUGUCCUGGUGACAGAUGGCUGUCUUGGCAUUGGCAGAGGGUCGCUGCGGCACUCCCUAGCUACUCACAGCCAACGCAGCGAGAGCAACAGGUUCCCUCUACCUUUUCCUUUCCCAUCUAAGUUAUACAUCAUGUGCAUGGCAAAUCUGGAGGAGCUUCAAAGCACUGACUCCUUGGAUUGCCUUGAACGUCUUAUAGAUUUAAACAAUGGUGAAGGACAGAUUUUUACUAUUGAUGGUCCCCUCUGCUUGAAAAAUGUACAGUCUAUGUUUGGAAAACUGAUAGAUCUGGCAUAUACACCUUUCCAUGCUGUUCUCAAGUGUGGCCACCUAACUGCUGAUGUGCAAGUCUUCCCCAGGCCGGAAUCUUUUGUUGUAGAUGAGGAAAUCGAUCCUAUCCCUAAAGUCAUUAACACAGAUUUGGAAAUAGUGGGAUUUAUUGAUAUAGCUGAUAUUUCAAGUCCCCCAGUUCUGUCCAGACAUCUUGUCCUACCUAUAGCACUUAACAAAGAAGGUGAUGAGGUGGGUACUGGUAUAACCGAUGACAACGAAGAUGAAAAUUCAGCCAAUCAGAUUGCAGGCAAAAUACCCAACUUUUGUGUCCUGCUCCAUGGCAGCCUAAAGGUGGAAGGAAUGGUGGCAAUAGUUCAGUUAGGUCCUGAAUGGCAUGGAAUGCUCUACUCCCAAGCUGACAGCAAGAAGAAAUCAAACCUCAUGAUGUCUCUCUUUGAGCCUGGCCCAGAACCUCUCCCUUGGCUAGGGAAAAUGGCACAGUUGGGUCCCAUUUCAGAUGCUAAAGAAAACCCUUAUGGUGAGGAUGAUAAUAAGAGCCCAUUCCCCCUGCAGCCCAAAAACAAACGCAGUUAUGCCCAGAAUGUGACUGUCUGGAUCAAACCCAGUGGCCUGCAGACAGACGUACAGAAGAUUUUAAGAAAUGCAAGGAAACUACCUGAAAAAACGCAAACUUUCUAUAAGGAGCUAAAUCGUUUACGAAAGGCUGCUCUGGCCUUUGGUUUCCUGGACUUGCUCAAAGGGGUGGCUGACAUGCUGGAAAGGGAGUGCACACUGCUGCCCGACACAGCCCAUCCUGAUGCUGCGUUCCAGCUGACCCAUGCCGCCCAGCAGCUCAAGCUAGCCAGUACUGGCACCUCUGAGUAUGCCGGGUAUGACCACAACAUUACACCUUUGCAGACAGACUUCUCUGGGAGCAGCACUGAAAGAAUGUGAAGCUGACUUUGGGAGCCUUCCUUCUUUUUUUCAAGUGAAAAUGAUUUAAGGUAAAAACUUUUCUCGUCUGUUCACCUAUUGAAGUAGCUACUCAGAGACCUUCCUGAGGCUGCUUCAGAAGCACCACUUGUGGGUUGGACUCUGCUAGUCUGAGCGGGGCUCUGCAAAGGUGGGCAGUUGCUUGGGCUUUGACUUCAGCUUUUUGGAGCUCAGAGUCUUUAAGCCCGAAAGACAACUGUUGCUCCCACAGUGGCCACAUCUCCUGAGAUGCUUGAAGAACUGACCAGCACAAAACCGUCCCCACCUUCCUCAGGAAACCUAAAACCUGGGUUCUCUGCUGCCAAAAGACCUCUUCACUCCUCUCCUCUCCCAACCAUGGGACAUUUUCAAGCUUCUCUGCUUGGAAUGAACAGCCCAGACUGUCUGGGACUUGCUAAACACAAGCCCAAAAUCAGAGUUUCAGAAUUUCCUUAGAACUUGGACAAAAACUCAGUGGUAACCCUUAGUUGCUUUUGGUGUACUUGAGAUACAAAUUUUUAAACAGCAAUCUUAAAUGUAUAAAAUGAUUCUCGUAUCUUCAAAUUUUUAAUGAUAAUAAAAUGUUUGAUUUUCUAUAAAAUUAUUAUUCUGGGAAACUAAUGGGUCUGUCCUAUAACCUAAAUAUAAUUUCAACUUCCUAAGUGGCAUAGAUUCAUGAGUCUUGAAGGUUCCUUGGGUUCCACAUUGACUUCUUUGAUUCUGACACUGGCUAGGCUUCAUUGCUUAGGCCAGGUUCCAUCAAGGUGGAUUCUGACAGAUCAGUAUAGUCAGUUAUGGUUCCAAUUCAUCAGCUAGCUUCAUGACCUUGGGCAAGUCAUCUAACUUCUCCAAGCUUUAUUUACAUACUCCAUGCUUUCAAAUUGCUCUGUAAACCUCCUAAGGUAUUAUUAACCCCUCAGGUGUCAACCCAAGCAACCAUGUCUUACUCAAGAUGCUGAAUUGCUAUAUAAGCCUAUCUCAGAUACUGCAGGUUUUCUUCCAGACCACUACAGUAAAAGUGACUAUUGCAGUAAAGCAAGUCACACGAAUUUCUUGGUUUCCCAUUAAAAGUUAUGUUUACACUAUAUUGUAGUCUGUUAAGUGUGCAGUAGCUUUAUGUCUAAAAUAAAAUGUAGAUACCUUAAAGUUUAUUGCUAAAAAAUGCUAAUCAUCAUCUGACAACACAGGAUUGCCACAGAUCUUCAAUUUGUAAAAAAUGAAAAUAUAUGUGAAGUGCAUUAAAGUGAAGUAAAGUGAGGUAUGCCUAUAUAAUAUUUUGUCUAAACAAAGGAAUUUAACACAAUUUGAAAACCAUUAGACUAAAUAAUCUUUAAGCACAAGUUAGCAGGAUUUUGAUUGUAAAUAUUUAAUAGAAAUACAGUCUUUUGCUUUCUCAGACAGCAAUAACGGGGUUUAUAACAAUCACUAAGAAUACAAGAUUCUGCUAUAAAGAUAGAGCAUAAUCUGCUAUAAAGCUUAUCUGCCCAGUUACACAUAGAAAGUCAGUUGAAAGAACACCAGAAAUUAAUACAAACAAUUGACAGAAGUUGCAGACAUGCAAAACAUCCUUCAGUGUAGUGAGCUUGUAAAAAAAUCAGCCAGCUAUGCUAAUUAGAUGCUUUGAGGUCCAACCAAGUUUCCAUCCUGGGCUCAGAGAAACAGCGUAACUCACUGAGUAGUACCCUUUCCCCCAGAAACAACGGGAAUGGCAGAACAGCAGAAGCUGUCAUGCCUUAAAUUCUUAUAUGCAGACAUUACUUCUAACACUUAUUUUACCUGGUUUACUUGGAAUGUAUUAGGGGAAACCGAUGUCUCGGACAAUGGCCAAAUCAUAAUGUCUGGAUUUUUUUUCUAUUUCCUUUGUUGGUGGAUUUCCUGCAGGCCUUGUUAAAGGCCUGGCUGGUGGUUCUCCAGCUGAAGUUCUUACUCUGUUUUCACCAUCCUACUGCAGAUAGGUGAAACAGCAGAAGAAUAAAAGCAGGUGUUUCUGAGGCCUAUUCAAAAAAUAGAUAAUCCCACCAACUUACCCUGACAGGUACACAAGUAAAUGGACUCAGUCUGUGCAGGGGAAGGAGGACUGAUGUUUUUGUUUGUGUACAGCCUAAGACAGCUUUGUAGGUAUAUUUAGUCUGGCCUACUCAGAUGUUUCCAGUUUGUCACAGGCUGCAUUGCCAGUGUGACCCUUCUGAUCCCUGUAGUGCCAUUUGGGUUUGGAAUGCUUAUAUAAUCUCAUUGUUUUCUAACUAAUGAUUUAUCUUUCUUUAGUGUUGAAAAUAGUUCUAAAGUUCCUGUUGUGGUGCAGUGGAAACAACCUGACUAGUAUCCAUGAGGACGAGGGUAUGCUCCCUGGCCUCACUCAGUGGGUUAUGGAUCCAGUGUUGCCAUGAGCUGUAGUAUAGAUCACAGACACGGCUUGGAUCUGGCAUUGCUAUGGCUGUGGUGUAGCAGCAGGCUGUAGCUCCUAUUAAACCCCUAGCCUGGGAACUUCCAUAUGCUGAGGGUGUGGCUCUAAAAAGUGUGUGGGGAGAUAUAUAUACAGAGACAGAGAGUUCUGAUUUAGUUAGGAAUGAAGUAAGUGGUCAUGGUGUUCCAAGGUUGUGACUUGGUUUCUCUCACAUCACUGCGUGCCUCUGCACUGCCCGCGCAGGUUAGAUGUUGUUAGAGAGGCCAAAAGAUUCAGAGGUAACAUGUGACCUAGCCCCACUCAGACUCAGAAGUGUUUUAUCAAUGAGUCAAACUUGAUUUUCAAAAAAAUCAAUCCCAACCCACUUAACAAGUAGUCUCCUGGGUACAGAAUCUAUUAAGUCCUGCCUGAGUCACUUUCAUAGUCUCCUAUACAGCAACAUAGUCUUGCUUUUUUUUUUUUCCACACAAGCAACAGCUGAAAAGAACAGAUCCCAGCUGAGAAUGGCCAGUAGCUGGUAGGGACAGGGCACUGAAGAAAUAGCUCUGGCCUGUAAAACAGACUGACUGGACGUGAAGUGAGUGGGAGUAGGGCCGAGUCUUUUGUGUCACUAACAGAAUACACAAGAAUGACCCUGUCAUCAGGUGUCAGGAAUCCAUGUCAUGCGAGUACUACACUAAGAUAAUACAGUAAAUUCAGGAAUGUUACUGGGGGAAAAGGAAAACAGCCUCACUGAGAAUUUAAUCAUUUAAAAAAAAAAA
This is a messenger RNA of Sus scrofa (pig), 5193 nucleotides long. It is a transcript of the gene INTS14, whose product is annotated as integrator complex subunit 14. The record is from RefSeq and is a predicted model, not a curated record. Gene Ontology annotation, biological process: snRNA 3'-end processing. Gene Ontology annotation, cellular component: integrator complex. NCBI's taxonomy places the organism in Eukaryota, Metazoa, Chordata, Mammalia, Artiodactyla, Suidae.